AUUAAAUUUUAACCUAUUCCAUCUCUGGCGUCACGGCGCUGCCGUCAGUGAUGAACGUCAUGAACGUAUCGUUUACCAUUUGCACUCGGUUACCCUCUUCAAUCAUCCGAAUGUUUUGUUCAUAAUCUCGAAUAUCAGAUCAUCUCAUAAUUAUUGCAACACUCGUAAGUGCCUGACAAUGGAUAAUAAAUAACAUACAUAAAUAAUUUGAAAUACAUCCUUUGGGAAUGUGUAUAUGAUGACAAACAAUAAUGACUACGAUAAAGGUUCACGGUGGAAUUGACAUUCUGCGGCUGCCUGUUAACGAAGAGGAACACAUUUUUCCACCCUGGCAGAUUAAAUACACUCAGUCCCAUAUUUUACACUCAAAGUGUUCGAAAAAUGAAGAGUCCUGUGGCCAAGAUCCAGAGCCUUGUCAAUUCUGUGUGUACAAUAGAGCCUUGGAAAUGCCUCAUAUGCCAGACAUGGUAUUUCCAAACAAUAUUCUCUACCUAAAACAUCAAAAUGGGGCUAAAAUUCAAUUCAACGCCCUGGAUGCAUUGAAACGUGUGUCGAAUGGAAAAAUAAAUAUCCAGUUGGCUUGUGCAGAGUCCUGGAAAGAAUCAAGGGCCGAUUGCAAAGAAUACCUGGAGGAGAAAGUGAAGCCCUUCGACUGGACAUUCACUACUGACUAUACAGGUACAAUGGAAGACGUGACCAUCGAAGAAACCAAGGAGAGAAUUGACAUGGAGAAAUUGAAACGAAAGGAGAAAAUUCUGUUUUAUCACGAGCUCACACUCUUCGAAGACGAGCUACACGACAAUGGAAUAGGUUCUCUCUCGGUGAAAAUACGUGUCAUGCCGGGCAGUCUCUUCAUCCUGCUGCGUUAUUUUCUCAGGAUAGAUAACGUAAUGCUUAGGAUAAAUGACACCAGACUCUACCACGAAUUCGACAAGAGCUAUGUACUGAGGGAAUAUACGUCUAGGGAAGCACAAGUGAAAGAUCUUCAUGAAUCACCAACUCUUUUCAUCGAGCCCAGUCAUAUCGCCCCUUACUUACCUCUCAUUCAGAGCCAUUAUCACAAGCUCAUACUUCCAAGAAAAACCAACCCCGUGGUUAAUGAAAAAAAAGAAACGAUAAAUUCAACGUCUGACAAUUCGGAGGCCACUUCAUCCAAAAUCUCUGAUGACAAAGCAGUCAAUGAUUCAACAACGUAGAGUUAUUUUUUCAAUAUAAUGAUUACUGUAAUAAUGAAUACAGCAUGAAUGAAAGGUGAGCCUAGCUGUAGGCACAACCGAAACAUAUGAAAUAAACGCAGAUGAAUUCCGAAUCAGCAAGGAAGAGCA
Messenger RNA from Diachasmimorpha longicaudata, 1325 nucleotides. Its product is annotated as TIP41-like protein. Gene Ontology annotation, cellular component: cytosol. The transcript has 6 exons. Gene Ontology annotation, biological process: TOR signaling. NCBI's taxonomy places the organism in Eukaryota, Metazoa, Arthropoda, Insecta, Hymenoptera, Braconidae. The record is from RefSeq and is a predicted model, not a curated record. The coding region runs from base 252 to 1196 and encodes 314 amino acids.